Daphnia pulicaria is the source of this 2227-nucleotide messenger RNA. Its product is annotated as Krueppel-like factor 10. The coding region runs from base 279 to 1736 and encodes 485 amino acids. Gene Ontology annotation, molecular function: DNA-binding transcription factor activity, RNA polymerase II-specific; RNA polymerase II cis-regulatory region sequence-specific DNA binding. The record is from RefSeq and is a predicted model, not a curated record. The transcript has 7 exons. Gene Ontology annotation, biological process: regulation of transcription by RNA polymerase II. Lineage: Eukaryota; Metazoa; Arthropoda; Branchiopoda; Diplostraca; Daphniidae.
UUUAUUUUUCCUCUCCACUUCCCCACGUUCUCUACACACACACUUGUGUGUGUGUUCCUUUUUUUAUUAUUCCCAAACAUUUUCUCAAAAUUUUACACAGUCAGACCCUGUUAAAAGCUAAAAGAUUCGGUACUAGUGAACCACAGUCGUUCACGUCGUCUUCAAGUGUUCACACACACACAAUCGUCUAAACUCCUCCAACCGUGUAUCGUGCGAUUAUCAGGAUUAUUUCACGCCGCAUUUGACAAGCAAUAUUUUUUAAAUAAGUUUUUCCAAAAAUGGAUUUGACCAAGAAUAAUAACGAAGCAGAAGUUUUGAUGACACCACCGGCCACACCGACCAACAAAACUCUUCAACUUCAUUUCGAUCAACAUUCAGCUGACGAAGAAGAUAUGGAAAUUGAUGCUGAUUUGGAGGCCGUUCAGACGCUGUUGUCAUUUUCACGCGCCGCUACCCGUCAACAACAGGCCGGGUCGUCAUCGGAUGAAUCGCAAGACCAAUGGGCUUCCAGCGAUGAUUCUAGCGAUCAUCUUCAAUCCGCCAAGAGAUUGAUGGCUUGUACGCCACCGAGGACUCCGAGUCCUACAAGUCCAGGCAGCGUCACUUCGAUGCCCGUUUCGGUCAUCAUGAUUGGCAAAAAAGACGGAACUGCCGAGCCUGUCCAGCAGCAACAGCAGCAGCAACAAGAAUUUAAUCACGAAGAGGCUCAAGAUAACAAGGAGAAGCUGAUGGGCGGUCCAGCAUUGCCAGGCCGUCAAAUAAUAUUCGUCGAAAACAAAAACACCAAUCGGCAUUUACGCAACGCUCAUUUCGGAACCGAACAGAUCUUUGUAGCCAACAAAGACACUAAUCGGGAAGCACGGGAAAUCACCAAUCACAAGCCACCACCGAAUAAUAAUAAUAAUAAUAAUAAUAUUGAUAAUAAUGAAAAUAGUAGUGAUGUAUUUGUGCAGCAAUUUUCUGUAUCUCGCUUUGUACCUGAAAUGACUAUGCCGGCAACAACUUCUCAGGCGAUCCCGAUAAAAUCGCCAGUGGCCAUUGCUCCCAAAUUGAUGCUGAAUAGUGCGGCCUUGGGUAAUUGUAAUGUAAUCAAUGGAUCGUCAGCAACUCGAGUGAUCCCGGUCGUGCCGUUGGGGGCAGCAACCGGUGCCGAUAUUGGCUCGAUGGGCGCCAAUGGCGCUACUCUUUUCCUGGCACCCUGUGAUAACAACGGACAAAUAACGCAUUUUGUUUUGACUACGGCCGGUAUCCCAUCCAUGACCCUCAUCGCUCCAAACAAGAUGGAAAGGGAGAUGGAUAAACGUCGGCGUAUUUAUGAAUGCCAAUUCGAAGGAUGUGGCAAAAACUAUUUUAAAUCAUCUCAUUUGAAGGCUCACAUGAGGACUCAUACUGGUGAGAAACCAUUCGUCUGCAGCUGGGAUGGAUGUGAUCGCCGUUUCUCGCGUUCAGACGAACUGUCCCGUCACAAACGCACUCACACUGGCGAAAAAAAGUUUAGCUGCCCAGUUUGCCAACGCCGUUUCAUGCGCUCUGACCACUUGACCAAGCACGUCCGUCGUCAUGCUCGCGAGCAAAAACCGAUGGCCUGGCAGCUGGCCACUCGCAAACUAGCCUCAGCUAGUUCUUCUACUGCUGUUACUGCUCCUACUACUACUACUGCCGGCCCUGCUGUGGCUUCUCAAUUGAUCCCGGCGCAGAUUAUCCUCUCCGCCUCAACUGCCAUUCCCUCAAUUUAAGAAAAGAAAAAAUAAGCAAAAUGAUGAUGAAAUGUUUAUUAUUUUUCGAAUCCUUUUUUUUUGUUUUUACUUUGGGGGGUUAGUAGUUACAUAUGUUUAUUUGUUUUUAAAAGCAGACAAAAAGGGCGGGACCUCUGUAGGACACAGUAUAUAUACAUCAGCUGUGUGUCUACGGUCGGUCAGUAGGUUAUCUCUUCAUAACAGCAGCAGCAGGGGAAGGGGGCGGAUAUAUUUUGUAAUGUCCUCUUGUUUUAUUUCAUUUUUCUUGUUUCAGUUGUCGGUGCAACGGCGACACAAAUUUCUGUCCCGACCAUCGACACGACACAUUUUGUUGUGUUAUUUGUUAAAACGAUUCGUUCGAGCCGUCUAGAGCUUGUUAAUUAUUUUUAUUCACACACACACACACACAAAUGAUUUAUGAUAACUAUCGAGCUAAAUAAUAAUCGUGUUUCGAACGAAUGGACAUAAUAAAUUACGAUAUUGAUCAAGAA